Cladophialophora immunda is the source of this 6360-nucleotide messenger RNA. RefSeq lists its product as uncharacterized. Gene Ontology annotation, cellular component: cell septum; cell periphery; myosin complex. Bases 336 to 5981 code for a protein of 1881 amino acids. Lineage: Eukaryota; Fungi; Ascomycota; Eurotiomycetes; Chaetothyriales; Herpotrichiellaceae. The record is from RefSeq and is a predicted model, not a curated record. Gene Ontology annotation, molecular function: ATP binding; chitin synthase activity; cytoskeletal motor activity. The transcript is spliced from 3 exons.
CCGACUUUGUUGCUCUCGCUGUUCGAUCAUCUUCACUUACUUCACGUUGAUUUUAUGUAUUUUGGUUCUUUCAACUACUCUCUUUGCUACGAUUUGACGAUCUCUCGCUAUAUUUCUCUCGCUCUGCAUAUUUGCUUAUACCGGCACACAUUGACGCUCGUUGCCUCCAACGUUUGCUGUUGCAAAAUCGAAAGCCUCCUGUCCCAAGUCAACAAUAGCCCGACCGCGCAACUUCGUUCCAUGAAUUGAGGUGUUUGACUACCGGCACGGCGUGUGAGCCGAAUAGUGGCUCGUCUGUGGACAGAGUUUGACGCGUCCGAUACCUCUCAGUCAGAAUGGCUGCUCGUGGCAAUGUUCCUGCUCAUCUACAGGCUUCCUUGCCUACACUUCCUCCUCAUUUGCAAUCGGAUACCCAUUUGACAGCCCACCUUGCAAGCCGAUUCCAUGUCUCUCUUCCUACGGCAAGGUUAUCAUCACAGGCAUUGAUAUGCCUCAAUACGUAUACCUCGUCAACCAGGGGUCCAAAUGGUGAAAAGGAGGGGAGUGCCAUGGGCGAGGCCGAGGAUCUCGCCCGUAGGGCAUGGGCACGACUGGGAAAUAGAGCAGAAGAUCAGGCUAUUGUCUUUUUUGGAGAGUCUGGUUCAGGCAAAACGACUGUCAGAUCGCACUUGCUUUCCUCCUUCCUUUCGUUCUCCUCCACACCACUAUCCUCCAAACUGUCCCUUGCCGCCUUCGUCUUCGAUACCUUGACCACGACCAAAACCACCACCACUCAAACAGCAUCAAAAGCUGGAUUGUAUUAUGAGCUACAAUAUGAUGCCUCGUCAUCGAUUCCCACCCUCAUUGGAGGCAAACUGUUAGACCAUCGCUUGGAAAGGAGUCGAAUUUCACAUGUGCCGACCGGCGAAAGGAGCUUUCAUGUGCUGUACUAUCUUCUGGCCGGAACAAGUGCGGCAGAGAAGUCUCAUCUUGGUCUCAACGGACACACAAACAUCACGACGUCCGGCACUGGCCUGACAAGGUCUGCGUCUGUCGCACAGAAACGAUGGAGAUAUCUUGGGCAUCCAACGCAAAUGAAGGUGGGCAUCAAUGAUGCCGAAGGCUUCCAGCACUUCAAGACGGCUUUGCGAAAGCUGGAAUUCCCCAGAGCUGAAAUCGCCGAAAUAUGUCAAGUUCUUGCUGCUAUUUUGCACAUCGGCCAGCUCGAAUUUGGCACCGGUCAGGCCACGUUAACUGCGGCCGAAGAAAGUGGUGGAUACUCUCACGAAGGUGGCGAGACAGUCACGGUCGUCAAGAACACGGACACUUUGGCUCUGGUCGCGGCGUUUCUGGGACUGAGCGUCCAGGAUCUGGAAGAAAGCAUGAGGCACAAGACAAAAACACUCCACCGAGAACGUGUCACUGUCAUGUUGGAUCCUAAGGGCGCUCGAGAAAACGCCGAUGAACUUGCAACCACCUUGUACUCGCUCCUGGUUGCAUAUAUUAUUGAAAGCAUCAACCAAAGGAUCUGUGCUGCAGAAGACGCUGUUGCCAACACCGUCUCCAUUGUCGACUUCCCGGGUUUUGCGGACCACUCUUCCACCGGAUCUGUUCUAGAUCAGUUGUUGAACAAUGCUGCAAAUGAGUCGCUCUACAAUACUUGCCUCCACGGCUUCUUCGAAAAGACAGCCGAGAUGCUCGAAAGCGAAGAAGUCAGUGUGCCUGCAACCAGUUAUUUCGAUAAUUCGGACGCUGUCCGUGGUCUCCUCAAGCAUGGCAACGGAUUGCUUGCCAUACUUGAUGAUCAAACACGUCGUGGUCGUACUGACACCCAAUUUUUAGACAGCAUUCGAAAGCGUUUCGAGAACAAGAAUAAGGCGAUUACGGUGAGCAGCGCCACUACCACCCUGCCAGGAAGCAAUUUCGCUACGACAAAUCUCGCAGCAUCCUUCACCGUGCGUCACUAUGCCGGUGAGGUGGAUUAUCCUGUCAAUCGCUUGGUCGAAGAAAACGGCGAUGUGGUCUCGGGAGACUUGAUGAACAUGGUCAGGGCUACUAAGAGUGACUUUGUGGCUAGCCUGUUCGGUCAAGAAGCCUUGAACACCAUUAGCCAUCCCUCAGAGAAGACAGCUAUCGUGCAGGCACAGGUCAGCUCGAAGCCGUUACGCAUGCCCAGUCUUUCCCGAAAGAAGCAUGACCAACUGCGCCGGAUGGGCAGUCGAAGAGCAGACCGCUCGCCUGCUUUACAGGAAGAUACAGAAUCGACACAUGCUCUAGAGGAGGCCAGAACCAGAAAAACAAAGGCUUCAGCAACAGGCCUGACUCAGGGUGCAGCUGCACAGUUCCUGUCGUCUUUGGACAACAUCACCAAAUCACUGACUGCACCAAAUGUCAACAACUACUUCGUGUUUUGUUUGAAACCAAAUGAUAGGCGGAUCGCCAAUCAAUUCGAUAGCAAGUGUGUUCGUCAGCAGGUUCAGAUGUUUGGAAUACCCGAAAUCAGUCAACGACUUCGGACGGCUGAUUUCAGUGUCUUCCUUCCAUUCGGUGAAUUUCUGGGGCUGACUGACGCCGACCCUGGCGUCGUUGGAAGCGAUCGCGAGAAGGCACAGGUUGUCCUGGAUACCAAACAGUGGCCCGGGAAUGAGGCGCGAAUUGGUAACACUGGUGUUUUCCUCAGCGAACGCUGCUGGGCGAGCAUUGCCCUCACUGGAUCUCAGAGCACCGCCUACUUUGGCGGCGAAGUUCCCGCAAUUUCCAGGCCUGAUACUCCGAGCCUCAACCCCUUUAAUGAUUCCAAGGCUCGAUUAGUUGCCUCACACGAAGGAACUCCCGGCUCCUUCUAUGGCGAUGAAACAAAAGGAGGCUACUUCGGCAGUCGAGAACUUGACGCCAAAUCUGAUGCUGGCGCCUCAGCCUUCAACUCUGGGGAUAUGUUCCGCAACCUCGAAACCAAAGAAGAACUGGCCGAAAAAGGCAACAGAAAGAAGAUGGAAGAAGUCGAUGUUGUACCCGUUUCGUCUUCACGCAAGAGGUGGCUGGCGAUUGUGUACUUCCUUACUUGGUACCUCCCAGAUUUUGCUAUCAAGUGGGGUGGUGGGAUGAAACGCAAAGAUGUGAGAAUCGCAUGGAGGGAGAAGUUCGCGAUCAACAUCCUCAUCUGGAUCAGCUGCCUCUUCGUGGCGUUCUUCAUCGUCGUUUUCCCCCAGCUCAUCUGUCCGAAGCAAAACGUGUACUCCGCGGCAGAACUGUCAUCGCACGAUGGCAAGAAUGGUCACAGCGCUUAUACGGCUAUACGAGGUGUGGUGCUCGAUCUAGGUGCUUUCGCACCUUCCCACUAUCCGAGUAUCAUCCCGCAAACGUCACUGGAGAAAUACGCUGGUCUCGACUCAACUGGCAUGUUCCCCGUUCAGGUCUCGGCCCUUUGUCAAGGAAAAGACGGCCGAGUGGAUCCUACGGUUCAGUUGGACUAUACGACAACGAACAUCACAGGUUCUGCUACAGUCAUCAGCAGCACUGACCCGAAUCGCCGGUACCACGACUUCCGCUAUUUCACCAAUGAUUCCCGCCCAGAUUGGUUUUUUGAGCAGAUGAUCAUGUUGAAAUCCAACUACAAGAAAGGAAGUAUCGGAUAUACUCCACAAUAUGUGCACACCCUUGCCAAAAAAUCACACUCGAUAGCGAUAUUGAACGGCAGAGUGUACGACUUCACCACCUACAACCAAGGUGGCCGCAGCACCAGGGCUCCUCCAGGUCAGACAGUUCCAUCCGGGGUUGACACGGACUUUAUGGAUGACCUUGUGGUUGAACUGUUCACGCAACGAGCCGGACAAGACGUCACUAAAUACUGGAAUGCUCUUUCUUUGGACUCUGGGUUGAGGAGUCGAAUGCAGCUUUGUCUUGACAAUUUGUUCUUUGUUGGAGUCACGGAUACCAGAAACUCGGCACAAUGUCUCUUCGCCCGGUAUAUCCUCCUGGCUAUCUCCAUCCUGCUUUGUACUGUGAUUGGCUUCAAGUUUUUGGCUGCGCUUCAGUUCGGAGGCAAGAACAUACCUGAAAAUCUCGACAAGUUCGUCAUCUGCCAGGUUCCCGCCUACACGGAAGACGAAGAAUCUCUUCGGCGAGCUAUCGACUCAGCAGCGCGGAUGCGAUAUGACGACAAACGCAAAUUGCUCAUCGUGGUCUGCGACGGUAUGAUUAUCGGUCAAGGAAACGACCGACCGACACCUCGCAUUGUCCUCGAUAUCUUGGGAGUGUCGGAAACAGUCGAUCCAGAACCACUGAGCUUCGAAUCUCUGGGUGAAGGUAUGAAGCAACACAACAUGGGCAAGGUAUACUCUGGCCUGUACGAAGUGCAAGGACACAUUGUUCCGUUCUUGGUGGUUGUCAAGGUCGGGAAACCCUCCGAAGUGUCCAAGCCUGGGAACAGAGGCAAGCGUGACUCCCAGAUGGUCAUCAUGCGCUUCCUCAACCGAGUUCAUUACAAUAUGCCCAUGAGCCCGCUAGAACUGGAGAUGCAUCACCAGAUCAGAAACAUCAUCGGAGUCAAUCCAACGUUCUACGAAUUCAUGCUGCAGAUCGAUGCCGAUACGGUUGUGGCUCCCGACUCGGCUACUCGCAUGGUUUCAUCAUUCCUACGCGACACGAGGCUGAUAGCUGUUUGCGGCGAGACUUCGCUGUCCAACGCGAAAGCAUCCUUCAUCACGAUGAUGCAGGUUUACGAGUACUACAUUUCGCACAAUCUCACCAAGGCAUUCGAGUCCCUAUUCGGUUCCGUCACUUGUCUACCGGGUUGUUUCACCAUGUAUCGAAUCCGGGCCGCAGAGACGGGAAAGCCACUCUUUGUGAGCAAGGAAAUCAUCGAAGACUACUCUGAAAUCCGAGUCGACACGUUGCACAUGAAGAAUCUGUUGCAUCUGGGCGAAGAUCGAUACCUGACUACGCUUCUCUUGAAACAUCAUUCCAAAUACAAGACCAAAUACAUCUUCCACGCCCACGCCUGGACCAUUGCUCCUGACAGUUGGAAAGUGUUCAUGUCUCAGCGACGUCGAUGGAUCAACAGUACUGUUCACAACCUGGUUGAAUUGCUACCGUUGCAGCAAUUGUGCGGCUUCUGCUGUUUCAGUAUGCGGUUUGUCGUCUUCCUGGAUUUGUUGUCGACAGUAAUCGCGCCGGUCACGGUAGCUUAUAUUGUCUAUCUGAUCGUGCUUCUCUCCACGUCUUCCGACGUUAUCCCACUGACCGCAUUCAUCUUAUUGGGAGCAAUCUAUGGGUUGCAAGCCAUUAUCUUCAUCCUCCGCCGCAAGUGGGAAAUGAUCGGGUGGAUGAUUGUGUACAUCCUAGCCAUGCCCGUCUUCUCUCUGGGCCUGCCUCUGUACUCAUUCUGGCACAUGGACGACUUCAGCUGGGGUAAUACGCGUCUGGUGACUGGUGAAAAGGGUAAACAGAUUUUGAUCUCCGACGAGGGCAAAUUCGACCCCGGCUCGAUCCCGAAGAAGAAAUGGGAAGAGUACCAAGCAGAACUAUGGGAUGCUCAAACCCAGCGGGACGACGAAAGAUCCGAGAUCUCGGGUUACAGCUACGGGACCAAGUCGUACCACCCUGCCGGGUCCGUCUACGGCGGUGGCCCUGGGGUCUAUGAAAGCACCGCACACCUCAUGGCUCCUUCAAGAUCUGUGUCACAGCUCGACAUACAUCCGCCGAUGUAUGAGAGGGGGUACAGCCAUUCCAGGAUGUCUCUCGCUCCUUCGGACAUGUUGGGUGGUGGCAUGAUGGCAGGAGGUCAAUCUGUUGCCGACAUGGACAUGGCCGAUUUGACCGGAUUGCCCACUGAUGAUAUGAUCCUGAACGAAAUCCGGGACAUACUCAAGACGGCGGACCUCAUGACCGUGACGAAGAAGGGUAUCAAGCAAGAAUUGGAGCGGCGAUUCAACGUGAAUCUGGAUGUUAAGCGAGCCUAUAUUGGAAGUGCAACGGAAGCCAUUCUCUCCGGUCAGCUGUGAUUUAUCCCGCAUAGUCUAGCGUAUGUCCUGAUCUAGCGACAUGUUUCAACAAUGGCAGAUUGCAGGAGUUCAGGAUGACCAAAAGAAAUGGGCGGCAUUGGUAUGCAUUAUUAGGUACAGGAGAAGGGACUCCAUGGCUAGCUAUAAUCUCUUGGAGAGCGAUGGAUUGCAUUUGUAAUUGACAGGGAGAAGGACAUCAACAUAGCAUAGAUGUAGCAGGAUCUCCAGGAAUCUGACGUGUGUACCAAGUUUUGUGCCCUUUUUGGUUGCCUUCUGAGCUGCUGGGGGAGUCUGCGAUACGUACGGCUCUCCUGCCAACUUCUGUAGCCGUACACUGGUGCUAUGCGGAAAUCCUAGCCUACAAAUCACUCGAGGAUCA